CGCUUCAGUUCCUCGGCGUGCGCUGCCGCGAGCGAACGCUCUUGUCCUCCGAUCCUGUGAGCCGCAGUAUAGUUUCCGUUCCUCCUACGCUUUGGCUGCCCCACCAUGACAACGGCAGACGUCCGCGUGCGGAUGGGGGUCGGGGUGGGGGUGGGCGCCGGCCCCCCGCCGGUGCAGCAGGCCCCUCGGCAGGCGCCCCCAGCGCCGCCCGCCCUCGACUCGCUGGACCUCAACGACCGCACGCUCUUUGCCGUCUACUGCUUCAUUAAGAACUUCAUCGGUGCUUCGGGAGCUAGCGCGGUCGCGAUCGACAACAAGAUCGAGCAAGCCAUGGACCUCGUCAAGAGCCACCUCAUGUUCGCGGUGCGUGAGGAGGUGGAGGUGCUCAAGGACAAGAUCGCCGAGCUGAUGGACCGCAUCAACAAGCUGGAGCUGGAGAACUCCAUCCUGAAAGCCAACGCCACACAGGAGACGCUCGAGCAGCUGCUGCUCGCCCCCAAGCCCUGCGACGUCGCGGCGCUCCAGCAGAACGGCGUCCCGGCGCAGCAGGGCGGCCAGCAGAACGGGGGGGCCACGCCCUGAGCGAGUCGCCCCCCAGUGCGCCGCCCUCCCGCCCCCUCCAGGAUGCGCGGGCACGGGGCCGGCUGACGCCACCUUGGGUACCCCGAUGACGCCUUCUCCAAGGCAACAGGGGCGCCUCCCGGGGCAUCCCUCAAGACGCCAUCCACUGUGAACGCGUCCCAGGCUCCCCGAUGACGUCCUCUGCCGAGGGCGCACGGACCACCGCCGUUGUGGCGCCACGAGCGCCGCGCCGCGCCCGGUCCGCCUACCACUGCCUGUCACCGCGGUGUUGGAUAUGAUUUGUUUUUCUUUCCCUUCCUCUUUAAUUUUUUGUACGAUGUGGCGUGUGACGAAAAAUUUUGUUUCUGGUUGGCGCUUUUUCUUGUCUAUUAAGUUUGCUCAGGUUGAUGCUGUCUGGGCUUGAGAGAAACAUGUGGGUGUGAUAGCCGUUUUUGGUGGCCUGUCGAAUCACUAUCGGCAGUUUGAGGUACAUGGUGUAAGUCGUGGAAUGUGGUGGGGCACUUUUUUCCUCAUUUUCAGUAGCUCUAGUCGUUACACAUAAGACUGAACCCCUCGAAAAAGAAAUGAAAAAAUAAUAAUGAUAAUACUGUUAUUUGAUAUGCCCCACGCCGUUCAAACACACGAUGUGUAAAAGCACGGUCUGGUCGGGUGAGUUUUUUCGCAUAAUCGAUUGUUCUAAGGUAGGGAAGCGGCCGUCGCACAUUCCUUUCGCUGUGAUGUAGGCAAAGGCCGCGAGUGAAAGCAAAAAUACAGCAUCAACCUCGUUUUGCUAUUGCUGUUGUUUCGUUUUAGGUCUUUUAAUUUCAAGCUUAUUUUAAAGGACCUCAUGUUUAAGAGCGCCUGGAUUAUUUCAGUAUUUUACACUUACGUUUUGCAAAAUGCAAGCAUUCAAAGUCAUUAUGGCUGUGUUAGUAUGUAGCUAGGUUAAGUCCAUCUUCAUUUUAAACUCGUUUCAACUUUCCUUCAUCGUUUUCCCUACUUGCUGCAAUCCUAUCAUAUUUUUCUUUGGCUUUGUUAUGUGUGAAGUGAAUCAGCGAUAUCACUUGCCUUACUUUAUGUUAUUUUGAAUGAGAAAACUCUGCAGUUACGGGGACUGGGAAUUCCCCCUUAUCGUUGCCAAAUGGAAAUCAAUGAAUCCGAAUGAAUCUCAUUUCGCAACGUUAUGUUGAAAAUUUUCUUCCUCAUGGAAGUUUGGAAAUUCUCUCACGAGAAUAAAACGGGGGACACCAAAAAAAGAUUUGUAAAGGGUCAGUGUCCCUCUUAAUAUUUUUCGCUCAAUGCUUGCGUCUUGCGCGAAAACAUAAUUGUUUUCCGAGUAUUGUAUGAUUAUAUCGCUCAUUUUUCGUAGUCACUAAAAGUACAUUACCUACCUCUAAUAGGGAUCAGCUUAUUCGGUCGUUUUAACAAUGAGCAUUAAUGAAAACAUACAAUUAUUCUAUUAUGUAGACGCAUAAAAUCUCGGCCGCACGCUUGGUAAUUUUUUGUCAUUAAAACGUGUUUUAAUCACGGCGGUUUUCUUUCGCGUGCAGCGGUCGUUACUUCGCUUAGUCUAGCAAAAGCUUUAUUUAAACAACCCGCGUGAAACCCAAACCCUUCCGAUCAGGACCGGGGACUGUGGGGCCUGGCCGGGUCUGGCCGGGUCGCGCCUUUUGCUCUUUGGCUAAUUGUUUAUGACGCGUGGACUGUGCCAUAACAACACUGCGCUAAAAACGGACCCUCCGUCUCCUUCUUCCACCAUCUGUGGUCUUGCUCAAUUAGGAGGCGUCAUUAAAAUGGCUCCACGGGUUUCAUAACGGUUAUUGCCACUUGCACAAGGCAUGCGGACAGGGCGGGGAGGCCCAUCACGGGGAGGCAAACCCGGCAUCGUGCUCGGCAUAGGUUUAAAUGGUCUUGCCAAAUUCAAUUUUAACUUUUUUAAAAAUUUAAGUCCCACCAAUGACUGAGUAGAAAUGGGCGCAUUUUGCAUUUUUAACUAACGGACCAUACCAAAAGCAUGAUGCAGUUUGCCUGCUCGUGAAGGCUUCUUGCGACUUUAGAGUAACGGAAAGCUAGUAUACGAUACCAGUUGUUAGCUGCACGAUCUUUUUUUACAUAAAUCUACAACUUACUAUUUGCCAUAGAAGGAUUGUUCAAGUUGCCCACGAGUUUGGUCGACGUCAGAAGCUAUUGAUGAAAUGUGUUGGACUUAACGACCCCA
This is a messenger RNA of Frankliniella occidentalis (western flower thrips), 2779 nucleotides long. Its product is annotated as TSC22 domain family protein 3. The record is from RefSeq and is a predicted model, not a curated record. Gene Ontology annotation, biological process: regulation of transcription by RNA polymerase II. Bases 106 to 582 code for a protein of 158 amino acids. The transcript is spliced from 3 exons. NCBI's taxonomy places the organism in Eukaryota, Metazoa, Arthropoda, Insecta, Thysanoptera, Thripidae.